Molecule: messenger RNA, 2123 nt
Organism: Diuraphis noxia (Russian wheat aphid)
Lineage: Eukaryota; Metazoa; Arthropoda; Insecta; Hemiptera; Aphididae
Gene: Cln3
Product: CLN3 lysosomal/endosomal transmembrane protein, battenin
Biological process (GO): lysosome organization; regulation of intracellular pH
Cellular component (GO): lysosome; membrane
Source: RefSeq, a predicted model, not a curated record
UGUAUAGUGUAUACGCAUAUAUGUAACAUCGUAACCUAUGUAAAAAGCUAUUGAUUUCGAGCUUAAAAUUUAAAUGAUUUAUCUAAGUUGGAUUUAAAAUUAUUGUUGUUAUAGUCUUCAUUAGUCAUAACGUCACAUUUCAAUUCAAGUACCUACCUAUAGGUACUCACUAUAAUUAUUCACUAUUGAUUUGAUAUCUUCCUACUGCACCGAAUACCUCUAGUACGUAGGUAUACUCUCUACUAUCGUUAGACAUAUUACAUUCUUACUAUACCGAUAGGUACAUAUUUAUAGCGAUUAUUUGCAGUCGGAUAAACACAAACAUUAUAUUCAAACGUUUUUAAUAUUAAAUCGCUAAUCGUAAGAGUUACAAAUAAAUGUACGUCUUUAAAAGGCAAUUAAAAUGUAAUUCUUACACAUUUUGAAAUACAGUUCAAUAUAAUAUACAUCUUGUAUCGUAAAUUUUGAUGAAUUGAUGAUAUUUUUAAGUGGAUUCUGGAAUGUAGUGUAGAAGAACCUUAACGUUUUCACAGUUUUAGACGAUCGCGAAUGACUUCCACGCCGAACGAUAAAUAGAUUUYAUAUACGCCGGAACACAUCUAUACAGCGCRGGAUGGCAGACGUCCAGGUGAAGUCAAACGUUUUGACUUUGGCGUCGUUCUGGAUCUUGGGUCUGUGCAAUAAUUUUGGAUACGUUGUGAUGUUAAGUAGUGCUCAUGACAUUUUAAAAUCCAAUUCCGCUGCGCCGGGAGGCAACGAAACUGUCAGCAUUAGCUUCACUCAAGAUGUAUUCAAAAGAGAGUGUAACCAUUUGUCRACAGGCGUUAUACUUUUGGCCGAUAUUAUGCCUGGACUGAUAAUCAAGAUUUUUUCACCAUUUUUUCAGUUACAUAUAAACCGUAGACUAUCGUUGUGUAUUGCACUGACAAUCGCUAGUUUUUUAACUGUAGCAAAAGCGAAUACUGAACUUGUUGCCGCCAUCGGCGUAGCACUAACUUCCAUGGCUUCAGGUCUAGGAGAAUCAACACUAUUGUCUUACAUGACCAAUUAUGAACGAAGUGUAAUUACAUCUUGGUCUUCUGGAACGGGUGCUGCUGGUAUAUUAGGAGCGUUGACUUAUGCGGGAUUGACUGGCGUUUUCCAUUUAUCUCCGUCUACGACGAUGUACUUAAUGCUUUCAGUACCAUUUUUAAUGGGUGUGUCAUUCUGGRUAUUAUUAGAACACCCGAAAAAAGAUGAAAUUCCAACGACGCCUAGCAUUUCUUCAGAUCCCAGUACAAAUAGUCAGACCUUCUCAAAUAAGAUAUCGUACAUACCCACAUUGCUGAAGUUUAUGAUUCCUUUAGGGUUAGUGUAUUUCUUCGAGUAUUUGAUCAAUCAGGGAUUAUUUGAGUUGGUUUAUUUUGAAAAAAUAUGGCUGACACAUUCAGAGCAAUACAGAUGGUACCAAGUCAUAUAUCAAUUGGGCGUUUUCGUAUCAAGAACUUCAGUGAGCCUGUUUCCGAUUGAAAAAAUUUGGAUCCUGACAAUAUUGCAGGGCCUCAAUCUCGUCUACUUUUUAAUCGAAACACUAUAUUCUUUCACACCAAAUAUAUUCAUUAUAUUUGCGAUGAUAGCAUUCGAAGGUUUAUUAGGUGGAGGAGCAUAUGCAAAAUCGUAUCAUAACAUCAUAAAAAAAGUUCCGAAGGAGCGUCAAGAAUUUUCCAUGGCCAUGACGUCACUUUCUGACGCAAUCGGUAUUUCAUUAGCCGGAUUAUUGGCCAUUCCAUUACACAAUCAAAUUUGUAAAAUGCCGAAGUGAGACUCUUAUAGAUCAUAUAACACUAGUUAUUUGAGACUCUAUCUGUAAAAAAUAUGUGUUUUUUGUAUUAGAAGAACURAUUUUAGAAUAUUACCUAAGUACUUAUGUUAAUUUUAAACAAAAAUUAUGUUAAUGUUACUUACUAUGACUUAAUAUCGUUUAAAUCCUCACCAAGAUCAUUGGUUUGAAUAUUGACUGUAAAAAAAUACGUAUAAUGUAUUACUUUUGUAACGAAUAAAAUAGGAUAUUUGUACCUAAAUAUAAAUUCAUGGGGUAUGAUAAGGUCUUAAUCAUAAAUAUUAUUGUAAAAGUUUUAUAAAAA